Molecule: messenger RNA, 849 nt
Organism: Photinus pyralis (common eastern firefly)
Lineage: Eukaryota; Metazoa; Arthropoda; Insecta; Coleoptera; Lampyridae
Exons: 3
Coding region: 1-705 (234 amino acids)
Source: RefSeq, a predicted model, not a curated record
AUGGUCAUGGACAAAACCGUAAUUAAGUUCAGUGAACUGGCGCCCCACCUAGAGCAUCCUAUAAAAGCCGCCGGAUUUCUGAUGAUCAUCACAGUUUUCAGUUCUCUUCUCGUUGAGCUCAAGUACCACAAAAUGCAUUUCUUCGUGGUUGUAAUGGUCGUGGGUUUUUCCUGUGCCGUUAAUGCCGGUUUCGCCAGUCAUGAUGCUGGAGGUUACGGCGGCGGAGACUUUGGAGGACAUGGCGGCGGCUUUGCCAGUGGCAGUGGAUUGGAUUUAGGAGGACACGGUGGAGACAUUGGCGGUGGCGGAUUUGAGGAACACCAUCACGGGGGGCACUUGGAAACAAAAACUGUUGAGGUUACGAAACCGGUGCAUGUACCAGUCAUUAAGAAAAUUGGCAUUCCGGUGCCGCAUCCAGUUGGAGUUCCGGUACCGCAAGUCAUAAAGGUUCCGGUUCCCCAACCUUACCCUGUACAUAUACCGGUUCCACAGCCGAUUGCAGUUCCUAUCUACAAAUUAGUGCCGCAAGAAAUCGAGAAAAAGGUUCCCAUUACUAUUGAAAAACCAGUCCCGUAUCCAGUGGAAAAGCCCUACAAAAUUGAAAUCGAGAAACAUCAUCCAGUUCACAUCGCCAAACCAUACCCCGUUCAUGUACCGGUCUACAAACACGUGUACCACCACGUCCCUAAACACGGAUGGCAAUAAAUGCCGCAAUUUGUGAUUGACUGUACUUCCAUCGCCAUCAUAUUUCAUUCAUUAAUUUCAUCUUGUUGUUAUUGUUGUUGUUGAUUGUAUACUUUUGUUGUUUUCAUCGUUUUUAUGUAUAAUAUAAAGAAAGUGGAAUAUUAA